Molecule: messenger RNA, 210 nt
Organism: Cetraspora pellucida
Lineage: Eukaryota; Fungi; Glomeromycota; Glomeromycetes; Diversisporales; Gigasporaceae
Source: the annotation of a GenBank genome assembly
AUGAAUACUAUUAUUCUGCUACCUAAUACUAUUCAGGCCCUACAAAAUUUUAUUUCCAUUUGGAGGCAAGACCCUGCUGCUCAAUAUAAUUUAGAAAUCUUCUCCCAAAAUCUUGAAGAAACAGCUUUAAAUGAAAUCGAUCAACUUAUUAGAAGUCUGGAUGAACCAAUUAAUAAUUCAAUUCCUAUCUUAGAAGAAGAAUUAAAUUAA